Messenger RNA from Notothenia coriiceps (black rockcod), 525 nucleotides. Its product is annotated as AP-4 complex subunit beta-1-like. The transcript is spliced from 2 exons. The record is from RefSeq and is a predicted model, not a curated record. The coding region runs from base 177 to 461 and encodes 94 amino acids. Lineage: Eukaryota; Metazoa; Chordata; Actinopteri; Perciformes; Nototheniidae. Gene Ontology annotation, biological process: vesicle-mediated transport.
GUGUGUGUGUGUGUGUGUGUGUGUGUGUUCCCGUUCCCAGGUUGAAGGAGUGUGACGUCUGGGGUCAGUGUGAGGUCCUGAGGGUCCUGCAGCGUUACCGGCCUCAGACCGAGGACGAGCUGUUUGACAUCCUGUCCCUGCUGGACGCCUCGCUGGUCAGCCCCCACCCCCCCACCAUGGCCGCCACCCUCAGCCUCUUCCUGGGGCUCUGCUCGGCCCUGCCUGCUGUCGGGCUGGCGGCCCUGGAGCGAGUGCGGGCCCCCCUGCUGACUGCCUGCGGAAGCCCCUCCAGAGAGAUGAGGCUCACCACCCUGUGCCACAUACAGCUGCUGCUGCGGUCUCUGCCUGGCCUGAUGGGGGCGCACUACAAGCGUUUCUUCUGUGGCUACGCAGAGCCAGCCUACAUCAAGCAGAGGAAGAUGCAGGUGAUGACUCAAGGCUCGUCUCAAUUGAAUAUUUGACCUCCUCCUUUCCCUCACUCGCGUCCCUUCCUUGCGUCUUAGCUCCGCCUCCGUAAGAUGCAAG